UUCCAAGACAAAUUAAUUUUAAUUAUGAGUGGAGAGGAGGUUCAUUUAAGAGCAGACAAAAACAAUUGGAACGUUUUAUAUUCCCCUGAUCAUCCAGAAAAUUAUUGCCCAUCAAUGAAUUGUUCAUGGCUUUUAGAAGCUCCAGAAGGCUAUCAUUUAGUUGUUAAUAUUUCAGAAUUCUAUACGGAAGCAGACCAUGAUUUUUUAGCUAUUUUUGAUGGGAAUGAUACAAAUCAGAAACAUAUGGAAAUGCUUUCUGGAAUGAUCUCAUUUAAAAAUACAAUACACAGUACAAAAAAUAUAAUGGCAAUAUUAUUUAAUUCUGAUAUUAGCAUUCAAAUGGGAGGAUUUGCAAUAUGGUACAGAGCUGGCAAGUUGAUUGAUUUGAAUUUUUAUUUAAAAUCAGAAUUAAAAAUCGGAAAAAUAAUUUUGUGA
Molecule: messenger RNA, 435 nt
Organism: Meloidogyne enterolobii
Lineage: Eukaryota; Metazoa; Nematoda; Chromadorea; Rhabditida; Meloidogynidae
Source: the annotation of a GenBank genome assembly